Messenger RNA from Drosophila sulfurigaster albostrigata, 727 nucleotides. Its product is annotated as larval/pupal cuticle protein H1C-like. The coding region runs from base 79 to 648 and encodes 189 amino acids. The transcript has 2 exons. NCBI's taxonomy places the organism in Eukaryota, Metazoa, Arthropoda, Insecta, Diptera, Drosophilidae. The record is from RefSeq and is a predicted model, not a curated record.
UUGUUGAAUUCGUGUUCGGCUGCGUCUGCGUUUGCGUUUGAGUUGGGUUUGGCUUUGAGUUGCUUUUGAUUGGGGGUUAUGCUGAGUCGCAUUGAAGGUCAGCGUUUUGUGUGUGUUUGGUUUGACUUCAACUUGAUAAGUUCCCAAAUUAUGUCUUUGCCUUUUCAAGUUCUAUAUAAACUCCGCUGCGUAGCCACAAAAUAUCAUCAGUUUCAAUUGAAAUCUACUUGCUUCAAUAUGUUCAAAUUCGUUGCUAUCAUCGCUCUGCUGGUUGCCUCCGCCUCUGCUGGCCGCAUCGAGACCCACCAUGUGGUGCAUGAGCCUGUUCUCGCCAAGGUGGGCACCGUGGUGCACAGCGCUCCUUCUGCCGUGUCCCAUCAGAGCAUCACCCAGGUGCACAGCAAGCCAGUCAUCCAACAUGUUGUUGCUCCCGUCUUGAAGACCACAGUUCAUGCUGCUCCUGCUAUUGCUGUUCACUCUGUUCCCGUGGUUCACGCUGCUCCUGCCAUCGCUGUUCACUCUGCUCCUGUGGUUCAUGCUGCUCCAGUUGUCCACGCCGCUCCAGUUGUGCCUGUGGUGCACUCUGCUCCUCUAGUCAAGUCUGUGCUGCACACAUCUCCCUUCGCAGCCUUCUCUGGGCAUCAUUAGGAUAAACAACAGAACCUUUGCCAUUCGCUUGUGAUAAGAAAUUUAUGAUUUUUGUUGAAAUAAAUUUUACCAUUCCAUA